This is a messenger RNA of Leptidea sinapis, 1654 nucleotides long. Its product is annotated as cytoplasmic dynein 2 intermediate chain 2-like. The transcript is spliced from 4 exons. NCBI's taxonomy places the organism in Eukaryota, Metazoa, Arthropoda, Insecta, Lepidoptera, Pieridae. The record is from RefSeq and is a predicted model, not a curated record. The coding region runs from base 121 to 1593 and encodes 490 amino acids. Gene Ontology annotation, cellular component: cytoplasmic dynein complex; ciliary plasm. Gene Ontology annotation, molecular function: dynein heavy chain binding; dynein light chain binding. Gene Ontology annotation, biological process: intraciliary transport.
UAUGGCCAGUGGCCACCAAUGUAAACACUCCAUAGACAAAUCGCUUCGUUGUCAGCCAGACCGCUGUCAUAGCAACUGAUUUUAAAUAUAAACAAAACAAAACCGGGGCUUCAUAAAAAUAUGUCGGGGUUGAGUGGAUUCGAUAGCGAAGCUGUUGGUUUCGAGAGUAUCGCUUCAGAAAAACGCACUGGUACUACCAGUGGCACCCAAACUAAAUUCGAAGAAUCUGGAGUUGGUUGCCAAACGAAUUUGUCCUGCAAUAAAGGCUGCACUGCCAGUGCCGAGGAUUUUACCGAUGAUGAACUUAAAGAAUAUCCUCCUCCGGGCCUCAAUGAGUUUCUGCGAAGAGUUGUCCCGACAAUGAUGGAUCAGCUGAACCAAAGCGAUAAGUUAUACAACUCCUCCGAUUCUGAAGAUGAAGAGCUUCUAACUGCGAAGCUAUUUCAGGAAAUUAAAGUGCAGGACGGUUCUGGGGACCACCAGUCUGCGAUCCUGAGCGUCACCUGGAGUAGUGCUGGUAACUCUUUAGCGGUAUCCAUCGGUCAAUUGAACCAUGAGACUUGGUGCCAAAGUUCAGGGCUUAUAAAGGUGUUUACACUGAAGCGAGCUGGCGGGGAAAGAUUCGUCCAUUCUCUGGAUAUCUCUGAGAACAACUGUGUAACUUGUUUGAAGUACCAUCCAUCAGUCGCAGCAUUGCUGGCGUAUGGGUCAACUUCUGGUGAAGUGGUUUUAUGUAAUUUGAUGAACGGGAAUAUGGAAGAAGGGACUCAGUUGGCCUCUCCUGCUGGGUGCCACGGAUCGAGGAGAGUGACUUCCUUGAAAUGGGCCGACGCGCCCUUGGCGAAUACGUUUUUGGUUAUGCAGAUUACGAAUAAGGGAAAACGACGCGGUGCGGCCGACCAGGUUCUCUUCUCGGCCGGCUGCGAUGGCACUCUGAACGCCUGGCAAGUAAACGCCAGCUCCAAGGUGUUCGAGAACAUAAUCUGCUACAACAUCAACGCCUCAAGGAAGACAUCACCCCCAAACAUCACCUGCUUCGACUUCAUCAAGUCCUUCCCGCUCAGACCCAGCGACGACAAGCGCCCAGAUGACAUAUUCGUUGUUGGAACUGAUUCUGGGAAGAUAUUUCUCUGUAGGAUCAAAAGUGGGGUGUCCGAGGACCCGGUGUUUGAUGUUCUGGACGGGCACAACACUUUUGUUCUCGAUGUAGAGUUCAGUUACCAGAAAGCUGGCGUGUUUGUUUCGGUGUCUAUUGACUCGGAGCUGAGGGUUUAUGAUGUCAAUCAGAGAGCGCCGGUAAUGGUACUGAGCCUGGAGAAAAUAUCGUGCAUGUCGUGGUUACCUACGGUGCCCUGCGUGGUGCUGGGGCUCGCACAACACGAGCGGCAGCUCAUCCAAGUGUACAACAUGUCGAGCGGCAAGCCUGUACGUGUGGACGGACUGCUCGGCAACGCUUGCAUCACCUGUCUCGCUGUCAGUCAGAUGGGUUCCAGUUCAUGUCGUAUUGCGGCGGGUGACCGCGAGGGACGCCUGCGAGUGUGGGAGUUACCGACGCGGCGGUUCCGAAUGUCCGCUGAGGAUUUAGACUUUUAGUUGUCGCCUAAAAGAGUAUUAUUAUGUUUUAUUGUGUUCGAAUAUAGUCUUUACGUCAUUA